AUGGAAGACAUUGUGAGCGAGUUGAACUUCGAUGAAGGCAUUGCCAUGCCUGUUGCAAAUCUCGAGAAUAAACAGCUGGAGAGUGAGAUUGAACUAGACAAGACAGCUGAAGAGUUCCGCAAGGCACACAGUGAGAGACAAGAGUUACUGCGGCAGUGGGAGAAUACUAUUGAACAAAUGCAGAAAAGGGACAGAGAGAUGGACCAGCUGGCUGUGAAACUUGCUGAGGUAAAACUGGAGGUCAGAGACAGAGAAGAUCAAGUUCAAGAGAAACAGAAAUUUCUGGAGAGUGAGCUUGCAAACAAUCAAGAAAAGGAGAAGAAAGUUGGGGUUGCUGAAAGACAGGCUGCUAAAAUGAGACUGGAGUACCAGGAUGCUGAACAGAUCCGUAUUCAAUUCCAAGAUGAGCUUGACACUCUGAAAUAUACCGUGGAUAGAACAGCAAAAGAUCUUGAUAGUGCCAGACAAAAACACAACUNCAGCAAUCUAAAACUACCAUCGGCAGAGAACUUAAUUAAGCACAAAAGCAGUCAGUUUGUUUUCGACUGUCUUCAAAAUAAUGUUUGCACCACCUUUAAGACCCACCUUGAAAGAUCACCUCACUCUAAGAACACAAGGAACAAUGGUUUAUCAGUGAAAGUACCUAAAGUUCACCUUGAAUUUGGGAUGAAUAGCUUUCACUAUCAAGGAUCCAAGAUUUUCAAUGAACUACCAAUCGAAUUUAGAUCCAUAACUUCAAGGAAAUUUCUGGAGAGUGAGCUUGCAAACAAUCAAGAAAAGGAGAAGAAAGUUGGGGUUGCUGAAAGACAGGCUGCUAAAAUGAGACUGGAGUACCAGGAUGCUGAACAGAUCCGUAUCCAAUUCCAAGAUGAGCUUGACACUCUGAAAUAUACUGUGGAUAGAACAGCAAAAGAUCUUGAUAGUGCCAGACAAAAACACAACUUACUCAAGAAGGAAGUUACCAACAGAACAGAAAAGCUUGACAGAGUCCAAAGGGAGCGAGAUGAUCUACGAGAGCAGCUGAAAAUUGUGACUGACGAGACUCUCACUGCUGAAGAGAAAGCGCAGCGAAUGGACAUGCUGUUAAAGGAAGAAGAAGCAAGAAUUUAUGAUGUAGAAAAACAGUUGGCUAGAUUACGUGAAACGCAGUUCAGAAAAACAGAAGAACUACACCAGUGUAAAGUUUUGGAAAGCAACACUGCAGCAGAAAUUCAGGGGGCUCGUGCUGCCAGCAGGAAUCUGAGUAGCAAACUACACAAACUUGACCAGGAAUCACUCAAACAACAGGAAAUUAUCUACAUGCAGGAUUUCCAGCUGCAGCAACUGGAGCGAAGAAUAAGCCGCAUGCAGGGAGAGAGGAGCAAUGAAGAGAAGCUGCAGCUAGAGGCCAGAAUUAAGGUAAAGAUUAUGAGUGUUAACUGCGUGGCUAUGGAUGAUUUAAAAGGGGGAAAAUGUGUCCUACUCACUCAGCAACCCUUAGAAAUAAGAGGUGCAUGUAUUCACAGAUUACACAAUGAACAAUGCUUCUGCGUUUUUCAGGCGAUGAAGCAACGCCGUCAUGAAAUCGAUAUCCACAAAGACAUGUUGAAAGCACAAAUCAAAUCUUCUGAAGAGGAAAGGCAGACUGUGAGCUCUGAACUACAUGAACGGAUAUCCAAGAUAGACAAAUUACGGAAAAGGUAUGAAAUCCUGAUGAUAUCCAUGGCACCUCCUGAGGGGGAGGAGGAGAGGUCUCAAGCUUAUUACGUCAUCAAGGCAGCUCAAGAGAAGGAAGAACUUCAGCGAGAAGGAGAUGAACUGGACGCGAAGAUCAGGAAGGCUGAGAAGGAGAUCCGGGCGUUGGAGAACACUCUUCGGUUAAUGAACGGUCGUAACGAGACAUACAGGAAAAGCUUUAAUAAGGUGGAUGAGAUGAGUGAAGAGUUUGACGAGAAGCAGCGCUUGGAGGAUCAAAUGCGCGCUGUCAUGGACAAAUACAAAUACAAACGGCGACAAAUCCGCGAGCUACAGGAGGAUCUGGGCUCCAUGCAGAACACACUGGACAACUUGACAGCUGACGAACAAGCCUUAGUGGAAGUGAUCACAGAUAAACAAGCAAAAGCGACAAAUUUACAGAAAGAACUGGACGAUCAGAAGGUAAAGAAAGACAGAGCUGCCCGCGAGGCCAGUAAAAUAGCGCGCACAGUCAGAAGCGCCAAGAAAAGUUCGGGAGAACUCCACGAAGAGAGAGACAUGGAUUUAAGAGAGCUACGAGAGUUUAACACACGUACAAUGAAGCAGAUGGGAGAAGUGUUACACAGUCACCCGGAUCUUGGCCCCAGUGUUCAGAUCUACUUCAGCCAGGCCGGGCUACCAAUGCCACCCUCCCCAGGCCCUGGUGCGUCACGACCAACAUCGUCUCGUAGCUCCAGGAGUUCUGGAACAGUGUCUUCCGCUAGAUCUGAUAUCUCCACCGGAAGUCGCCGAGGUGUUGGUACGGUGGACGUUGGUGCUCUUGCUUUGUCUGGAGCCGCUAGUCCUUCUGGGGCGGGAAGUCCCAAAGCAGGUGUCUCGCCUACCGGUAGUGCGCGGGGAAAGAAGACGAGUUCCCGGCCUGGUUCCGCAGCUGGUUCCAAGGCCUCUUCCCGAGCAGGCAGCGCAGCAAGUCGCCGAAGCACAGAGCGUCGUUAGCCCAUAGCUCACUUAUUUAUUGAUAACAAAUUCAGUGCUCGUUCUCAAUACUUUUAUUUGUCGCUCAGCUUACAAUAUUCUUGUAAAUACACAUGAUGUAAAUACUAACGUAAUUUCUAAAAGAAACCAGUGGAGCUUAUUGUUGUGGUGGUGGUUAAUAAUCGCUUUUGUAAUAAAGAGUGGAAACUUUC
Orbicella faveolata is the source of this 2861-nucleotide messenger RNA. Its product is annotated as coiled-coil domain-containing protein 39-like. Gene Ontology annotation, cellular component: axoneme. Lineage: Eukaryota; Metazoa; Cnidaria; Anthozoa; Scleractinia; Merulinidae. The record is from RefSeq and is a predicted model, not a curated record. Gene Ontology annotation, biological process: epithelial cilium movement involved in determination of left/right asymmetry; cilium-dependent cell motility; inner dynein arm assembly.